Wasmannia auropunctata (little fire ant) is the source of this 3980-nucleotide messenger RNA. RefSeq names its product DNA polymerase subunit gamma-1, mitochondrial (gene tam). Lineage: Eukaryota; Metazoa; Arthropoda; Insecta; Hymenoptera; Formicidae. Gene Ontology annotation, molecular function: DNA binding; DNA-directed DNA polymerase activity; 3'-5' exonuclease activity. Bases 230 to 3955 code for a protein of 1241 amino acids. The transcript has 2 exons. Gene Ontology annotation, cellular component: gamma DNA polymerase complex; mitochondrion. The record is from RefSeq and is a predicted model, not a curated record. Gene Ontology annotation, biological process: mitochondrial DNA replication.
UAGACGUUAGGCACAACCCGCACAACCGCCGGGGAGCGCUGACUGAGACCGUCUCUCGAUGUUUACUUCGUUGAAAUACUUAAUACAAUUUUAUAGAAUUCAUCGAACUGUCAUUCUCGUAGAGAAAACGCAGUGUGCUUAGUUUAGCGCGAUCAGUCUUCCCCGACUGUCGAAGCACGUGUCUCGUUGUAGCCGUGUGGCAUUCGAACGGGGAGAGCGAGGCGGUGAGAUGAGACUGAGGAUUCGCUUGAUUAACAUUUGCAUUCGGCACAAGUGCACGGACGCGCAGGACGGCGUUCGAACUCACAAGAAGGUCGUGUGGAAGAAGGUGCGUGUGAAGAACGCCCAGGAGUCAAGUCGAGAGAGUCUAACCUCUAAAGGAGGCAAAUCCGCCACGAGCUCUCCUUACUGUUCACCCGUCAAUCUCGAGGCGGGCUUCCGCAAGUUACUCACGAAGUCCGAUGGAGCGUCGAGUAAGUCGAUUGAUAUGCAGGUAUCGAGGAAAUCGACGGAGCAGCAUGUAAAUUCAGGUAUAGAGUCUAAAAGCGUAAACUGUCACGAUGUAAACACGCCAGCUACCGGAUCCGGUCAACAAUCACGCGAGACACGAGAAUCAAGGGAAUCGGAAAAUAAUACGGAUGUUAAUUCAAACACGAAUUCUUCCGAGGGAGAUAAUGUCCGAGUUAACGAGAUAAAUAUGCAAAUGUUGCCCGAAGCGCUGCACCGACAGUUGUUCAGAAAGAAUGACAAAGAAAACUGUCUGUCCGAGGAGGAAGUCAGCGAUGUAAAGAAAAAUUUAACCACGUACGGCAUAAACGUGAAGGAUGCCACCAGGUUCGCCGACGUGAAGCUGAAGCUACCGGCUUUGGAAGGAAAAGAUAUAGAGGAGCAUUUUUACAACAUUGGAAAUGCGCAGGCGAAGCCGUAUUUAAAGAUCAUAAAUGAUAUUAUGAAAGAUAUUCCCGAGAUGCCGACGCAGUGGCUGUUCAAGGAAGGCUGGACCAGAUACACGGCGGAUGGUACAGCAGAGAGCGUAGAUCAUCCGCUGGAGGAUGGUGUGAUUUUCGACGUUGAGGUCUGCAUGAAGCAGGGCCCGCUGCCCACUCUAGCCACCGCGGUCAGUAACAAAGCCUGGUACGGCUGGGUGUCGAAUUCCUUGGCGCAGAGCAUCGGCCGAACGUACGACACGCAGUUACUCACGCCGAACGUCCUCAUUCCUAUGGAGAGCGGCAAGGAGGAGCAUGGCUACAGACUGAGUCAGCAUCAGAAGAAGCCAAAAAUUGUCGUGGGUCACAACGUGUCGUACGACCGAAGUAGAAUUAAGGAGCAGUAUUGGUUGAACUGCACGGGCACUCGUUUCCUCGACACCAUGUCGUUGCACGUGUGCGUCAGCGGUCUCAACAGCUACCAAAGAUCGCUGUUAUUGUCUAAGAAGGCGAACGCGGAGAAGGAGAUCUGGCAGUCCACCACUUCAUUGAACAGCUUGGUGGAGGUGCACAAGCUGUACUGCGGCCACGAGAUAAGCAAGGACGCGAGAGAUUUAUUCGUCGAAGGGACUAUUGAGGAUAUCAAAGACAAUUUCAACAUGCUGAUGUCUUACUGCGCCUCCGACGCGGUUGCUACGCACAAUAUACUACGCAAUCUGUUCCCGCUCUUUCAAGAGAGAUUCCCUCAUCCGGUCACUCUGGCCGGGAUGCUGGAACUCGGCUCGGCGUACCUGCCGGUGAAUUCCAAUUGGCAGAGAUACUUGGAGGAAUCGGAGUCGACGUUCGACGAUUUGAACUACGAGGCGAAGGUCACUCUCGCCAAGAGAGCCGACGCUGUUUGCCACCUCAUGCACGACGAGAAGUACAAGCAGGACUUGUGGAUGUGGGACCAAGACUGGAGCACGCGGACAAUUAAGAUGAAAAGCAAAGUGUCGAAAGUGAAAGCUGCUAGCGUAGAGACAAAUAUAGUACAAAAAGAGUCAGACGCUAAGUACUUAUCGGAUGACGAGGAAGAGGAGGAGAAUCCUUUGGCGAAGGAAUUUGCGUAUCUGGAGGAAACCAGGCAUUUAUUACCAGCUAGAAUGCCGCACAUGCCGGGAUAUCCGGCGUGGUACAGGAAACUCUGUCCCAAGGAGAGAGACGAAGACUGGGCACCAGGUCCGCAAAAUAUCAGCACUUCCAUGCAGGUGGUUCCGAAGCUGCUGAAUCUGACAUGGGAGAAGUAUCCGUUGCAUCAUAUAAAGGAGCACGGCUGGGGAAUUCUAGUGCCGUACAACAACGAUCCCGACAUCGAGAGCAAUCUGCCGUUGAAGAAUCUUUUGGCCCAGUGUCCUCUGCCAGCGUCCAACUCGUCCAGGGACAUUUCUGACGACGCAAUGGCCACUUUGAGCACCGACGUGCAGAACGAUCUUCACAAGACGGAAUUCUGGCGAUUCAAGAAGAAGCAGCGGGACGAGUCGUACGACGAAACGUACAAGGGCACCGGCGUGUGGUGUAACGUCGACAUCGACAACUGCUGCUACUUCUUCAAGCUGCCGCAUAAGGACGGCACCAAUUAUAACGUCGGGAAUCCGCUCGCCAAGGACUUCCUCAACAAGUUCUCCGAGAACGUACUCGCCGGCUUGGACGUCAGCGCCGCGGAGGUGCUGAAGAUCGCCCGUAUGCUGUCCUACUGGCGGAACAAUCGCGACAGGAUCAUGUCGCAGCUGGUGAUAUGGCUGGACGAACACUGCCUACCCGGCAGCGUCAAGAGAACGAAGCGACACACGCGUUACGGCGCGAUAGUACCUCAGGUGGUCGUGUCCGGUACUUUGACGCGUCGCGCCGUAGAGCCCACGUGGAUGACGGCGUCGAACGCGCAUCCCGAACGAGUCGGUUCCGAGCUCAGAUGCAUGGUGCAGGCGCCACCGGGCUACAACAUCGUCGGCGCCGACGUGGACAGCCAGGAGUUGUGGAUCGCCUCGAUCAUCGGAGACGCGCACUACAAGCGCGUCCACGGAGCGACACCUUUCGGCUGGAUGACCCUGAUCGGCACCAAGUCCAACGGCACCGACAUGCACAGCGUCACCGCCAAGGCCAUCGGCAUCUCGCGCGACCACGCCAAGGUCAUUAACUACGCUCGAAUCUACGGCGCCGGCCAGAAGUUCGCCGAACGCUUGCUGAAGCAGUUCAAUCCGUCGAUGACGGACACCGAGGCCACUUCUAAAUCACGCAAGAUGUUUGCCCUUACAAAGGGUAGGAAGACAUUUCGAUUGAAGACUGAAUUUGUCAACGAUGACAUGCAGAAUAUUCCCUACACAUCCUUUCAGGCAUACAAGAUAGCGAAGUUGCACGGCAAGGCGUUGCAGGACAUCUUCCUGAAGAGUGAGUGGCUGGGCGGCUCGGAAUCAGCCAUGUUCAACCGACUGGAACAGAUCGCCGGCAGUGAGCGUCCAGUCACGCCGUUCCUCAACGCCAGAUUGAGCCGCGCCCUGGAGAUCACCAACACCGACGAUGACGACAAGUUCCUGCCCACCAAGAUUAAUUGGGUGGUGCAGAGCGGCGCGGUAGACUUCCUUCAUCUGAUGCUGGUCUCCAUGAGAUGGCUGAUGAGAGAUAACGCUAGAUUCUGCCUGUCGUUUCACGACGAAGUGAGAUAUCUGGUCCCGUCCAGAUACAAGUACAACGCUGCGCUGGCCAUGCACGUGACCAACCUGAUGACGAGGUCGUUCUGCGCUUCUAGACUAGGCAUGAGAGAUCUGCCGAUGUCGGUGGCGUUCUUCGCCGCCGUGGAGGUCGACACCGUCCUUCGCAAAGAGUCCGCUCACGAUUGCAAAACCCCGUCGAAUCCUCACGGCUUGCAGAACGGAUACGAGAUACCGCCCGGCGAGAGUUUAGACGUCUGGACCGCCUUGGAGAAAUCCGGCGGCUCGCUAGGCUAUUGGCACGAUGCGAAAAGUCGCAAAGUUAAAACAGACGAUGAAAAGUAACUGCGGUUACUUAAAGUCGCCAAAA